Messenger RNA from Zymoseptoria tritici IPO323, 1470 nucleotides. RefSeq lists its product as uncharacterized. Lineage: Eukaryota; Fungi; Ascomycota; Dothideomycetes; Mycosphaerellales; Mycosphaerellaceae. Gene Ontology annotation, cellular component: fungal-type vacuole membrane. Gene Ontology annotation, biological process: intracellular calcium ion homeostasis; calcium ion transmembrane transport. The record is from RefSeq and is a predicted model, not a curated record. The transcript has 2 exons. Bases 1 to 1470 code for a protein of 489 amino acids. Gene Ontology annotation, molecular function: calcium:proton antiporter activity.
AUGGCGGGCUCGAAUAUAAACCCUUCUGGCGACCGACACAACCACGAAUCCAGCCCGCUGCUACCAGGAUCGAACCACCAUUCAAACCACACGCACACGUUCGCCGACGGCAUCGCUCACGAAGGAGAAAGCGGCCGCCAUGGCAUCAACCCAAAGAUAUUCCUCCAAGUCGUCGCCCGAUCUUCAAACAAGGUAUCGAUGUACGUCAACGUCCUCUGGCCAUUCGUACCCAUCGCCAUCAUCCUCCGCUACACGACCAACGCCCAUCUCUGGAUCUUCGCCGCCAGCUACAUUGCCAUGAUUCCAGCUGCCAAUCUUCUCGGCUUUGCUGGACAGGAGUUCGCCCGCAAAAUGCCCAAGGUCGCUGGAAUCCUCAUCGAGACCACUUUCGGAUCUGUUGUUGAAGUCAUCCUAUUCGUCGUGCUGAUCGCCAAGCACAAGUCGAAUACAGACGAGGGAGAGGACAAUGGCGAUGAAGGCAAUCUCAUUCCCAUUAUCCAGGCCGCCAUCCUCGGUAGUAUCAUGACGAAUCUGCUACUCUGUCUUGGUCUGUGUUUCUUCUUUGGUGGCAUCCGCCGACAUGAGAAGAGCCAGAAAUUCCACGCCGUGAUCUCAGAAGUGGGCAGUGGUCUCCUCCUAGUGGCUGCUUUUGGCUUGCUGAUCCCAAGCGCUUUCUACUCUGCGCUCAAGUCGGAGACCGUUUCGGCGUUGCAGGAGAAAUUCACGGAGGGCAAGCUGGAAGAAGACAUUGUCCGUAUCAGCCAAUGGACCUCGAUAGCGCUUAUCGUCGCAUAUAUGUGCUACCUGAUCUACAGCUGUACCUCUGCACACUCCAUUUUCGACGAAGUCAUCGAGAUGGACGAGCACGCCGACGCCGAUCGAGAGGAUGACAUGGCCAAGGCGAAGCUGACCCUGACGGAGACAUUCGCGGCUUUGGCCAUUGCCAUCGCUUUUGUGACAUGGCUGCUCAUCAUUCUCGUUGGCAACAUUGAAGAAGUCGUGGAAGCUGGUGUGCCUGAUCAGUUCCUUGGUUUGAUCCUCCUGCCGCUGGUGGAGAAGGCCGCCGAGCAUUUGACUGCGAUUGAUGAGGCGUGGGAUGGCGUGAUCAAUGUCGCCUUAUACCACUGCAUCGGACCGUCUAUUCAGACUGCUCUGCUGAAUGCUCCUCUUGUGGUCUUGGUCGGAUGGGCUAUUGGCAAGCCGAUGGACCUGAACUUUGAGAUCUUCAUGAUCGCCUUGCUGGUCUUGUCGAUCCUUGUGGUGGGCAAUUUCUUGAGGGAUCAGGAGUCGACUUGGCUUGAGGGCGCUUUGUUGGUGAUCAUCUACAUCAUCAUUGCUAUCGCCUCGUACUACUACCCGAAUCCGGACGUCGCAACUACCAACGACAUCGAGGUGGUGAAGCAAAAUGUCACAAUUUCGCUUGACUUGUACAAGCAGCUCCUUGCUGCGCUACCGAAGCCGGAGUUGUGA